Paramormyrops kingsleyae is the source of this 5606-nucleotide messenger RNA. RefSeq names its product bifunctional heparan sulfate N-deacetylase/N-sulfotransferase 2-like. Lineage: Eukaryota; Metazoa; Chordata; Actinopteri; Osteoglossiformes; Mormyridae. Gene Ontology annotation, molecular function: hydrolase activity; heparan sulfate N-sulfotransferase activity; deacetylase activity. The record is from RefSeq and is a predicted model, not a curated record. Gene Ontology annotation, cellular component: Golgi apparatus.
AUGGUAGGAGGAAUUCCGGAGCGUGAAUGCUCGUUUCACCCAAGUAAAGCUUCUAACGUGAUCAACUAGAUUUAUUUUAUGACGAAGGCCAAUACCGUAAAUACCCUAUUGAUCGUGUAACUCAGUUUAGCGAUCGGAGGGUCAAGCCGCCCCCUUUAAAGCCGGUGCCCAUCACCUGAACUACUGCAACUGCUGUGGUAAACGACAAACAGUGUAUCAUACACUUUCCUGUAACUUAUUUUCCGGUCUCACUUUCAGUGGGGGUGGGGUUGGGGUGGUCGCGUAACAUUGCCGGCGAACCCCCCACCCCCGGCACUGAAUUUUUGGUUUGCCCCAGAGUUUCGGCACAGUCCGUCGAUCGUUAAAUGAAGAUGGCGGAAUCGCCGGAGAUGUGGUCGGGACGGCUUUAAACUCCGAUAACAAGAAACAAAAAUAUAAAAAUAUACUGGACCGUUUGGGCAAGUCAGUUGAUGUAGACGUUCGAGGGAAAUUGAUUGCAAUCAGGAGGCUGCAGUCUCCAUUGAGUGCCGAGCGACUUCACAGAAAUGAACGCCGGGAAACACAGCUCCAUAUUUGAAGACUGAAAUGUGAGUUGGUCUGUAACCUACCUCAUGCAUGCUGGGAAUGAGCAGACUGGGACUCCAAGAGCAGUGCUCAGUGUUAGCAGCUUCUGCUGCCACAAUGAUGGCUUCUAGAAUGGAUGGAGGGCGACGGCACUGCUGAAGAUGCUGCCUGGGAAGGUGGUUUAAGCACAUGUGAUAACACCCAUGAAGGCUGUGAGCUUGCAAGUGACUGAGGACUAGAGUGUACAGUCACCUAAAGAGGGCGAGAAAGCUAACCUGUGUGGACGGGUGGUGUGAACAAAGGAAGUUGGACAUUGGUGUACAAGAGGCAGUCUGUUACUCAAGGUGUUUCUGCAAGGGAGCUAUUGUACACCAGAUACGAGAACCUGGUUUGAUCGAUCUAUAUAAGCGGGAUUCCGGUACCAGCUGGAAAAGGCUAGAGAGAAGAAGUACAUGCUGAGUCAUGGGUUAUGCGGGCCAUGGUGACCUAGCUUAAAUGGCUUUCUACAAGCAGAACUCAGUGCUAGUAUCUGUUGGUCAGCCCCACUCCUCUUCCUUCUCCGCUGCCUCAGGUUGCCACCUCCACCACUGUUUUGCUGUCCUUGAGUCCAGCUUGACCCCAACUCUGUCUGUCCCCCCCCAGCAACGCCAUGAUGGGCGUCUGGAAGCUGGUGCGGGGCAUGAGGCAGAUGGAGCUACAUCGCCUCAUCUUGGCACUCAUAGUUUUCUGCCUGCUGUCCAUGGCCUUCCUGGCUUACUAUGUCAGCAACAGCCCCAAAAUCAAAGAGGGCCCCCCCCUCCCCAUUAGCGAUUGUGGGGCAGUAGCCACAUCAACAGGGGGUCAGCGCGUGCCCCUGUUUCUGCCCCCACAGGCCAACCGGCAAUUUCUUAAACCGGUGGACAAUUCGCGCACAGACCCUGUGGUGCUAGUGUUUGUGGAGAGCGUCUACUCUCAACUAGGCCAAGAGAUUGUGGCCAUCCUGGAGUCCAGCCGCUUCAAGUACCAGACAGAGAUUGCUCCCGGGAAGGGUGACAUGCCCACAUUGACCGAAGGGGACCGGGGCCGCUAUGCCCUUGUCAUCUACGAGAAUGUUCUCAAGUAUGUCAACCUGGAUGCCUGGAACCGUGAGCUGCUAGACAAGUACUGUGUGGAGUUUGGUGUGGGGGUCAUCAGCUUCUUCAAGGCCAACGAGAACUCACUGUUCAGUGCCCAGCUCAAGGGCUUCCCUUUGUUCCUGCACUCGAACCUGGGCCUACGUGACUACCGCAUCAACCCCGCUGCCCCACUACUUUACAUCACUCAAGCCAAUGAGGUGGACCAAGGCCCAUUACCCGGGGAUGAUUGGACGGUUUUCCAGUCCAACCAUAGCACCUAUGAACCUGUUCUUCUGGCCAACACCCAUUCUCCAGAAGCUCUGCUCCACUUAGGUUCCAGUCAGGUGGUUCAUGCUACCGUGGUACAGGACCUAGGCCUCCAUGAUGGCAUCCAGAGGGUGUUCUUUGGCAACAACCUGUCCUUUUGGCUGCACAAGCUAAUCUUUGUGGAUUCCAUUGCCUACCUAACUGGCAAGCGGUUGUGCCUGUCUCUGGACCGCUACCUUUUGGUUGAUGUGGACGACAUCUUCGUAGGCAAGGAGGGCACCCGCAUGAAGGUAUCUGAUGUUGAGGCUCUCCUUAGUGCUCAAAAAAGGCUCCGCGUCCUGGUGCCCAAUUUCACUUUCAACCUGGGCUUCUCUGGAAAGUUCUACCACACUGGCACUGAUGAGGAGGAUCGGGGUGAUGACAUGCUGCUGCACCACAGGAAGGAGUUCUGGUGGUUCCCUCACAUGUGGAGUCACAUGCAGCCUCACCUGUUCCACAACGUCACUGUGCUGGCUGAGCAGAUGCGCCUCAACAUGCUCUUUGCCAAGGAGCAUGGAAUUCCCACAGACAUGGGCUAUGCCGUAGCCCCCCACCACUCAGGGGUGUAUCCCGUGCACAGCCAGCUCUAUGAGGCCUGGAAGGCUGUGUGGGGCAUUAAAGUGACCAGCACAGAAGAAUACCCUCACCUGCGCCCCGCCCGAUAUCGCCGGGGCUUCAUCCACAAUGACAUCAUGGUGCUGCCCAGACAGACGUGUGGCCUAUUCACACACACCAUCUUCUAUAACGAGUAUCCUGGGGGCUCCCGUGAGCUAGACAGGAGCAUCCGGGGGGGGGAACUGUUCCUCACGGUCCUGCUCAACCCGAUCAGCAUCUUUAUGACCCACUUGUCCAACUAUGGGAACGACCGGCUGGGUUUAUAUACCUUUGAGUCCCUGGUCAAGUUUGUGCAGUGCUGGACCAACCUGCGGCUCCAGACACUGCCUCCAGUCCAGCUGGCUGAGAAGUACUUCACCAUCUUUCCUGAAGAGAGGGACCCCUUGUGGCAGAACCCAUGUCAUGACAAGAGACAUAAGGACAUCUGGUCCAAGGAGAAGACUUGUGACCGGCUACCCAAGUUUCUGGUGAUUGGUCCUCAGAAAACAGGCACCACGGCGCUGUACUCUUUCCUAACCCUACACCCGGCCAUCACCAGCAACUUCCCCAGCCAGUUCACCUUUGAAGAGAUCCAGUUCUUCAGUGGAUCCAAUUAUCAACAUGGCAUUGACUGGUACAUGGAUUUCUUUCCAUUCCCUUCCAAUGCCAGCACUGACUUCCUGUUUGAGAAGAGCGCCAACUACCUUGACUCUGAUGUGACCCCAAGGAGGGCUGCUGCCCUGCUGCCUCGGGCCAAAAUCCUGGUAGUACUCAUCAACCCAGUGGACCGGGCGUACUCCUGGUACCAGCACCAGAGGGCUCACCAGGACCCAGCUGCCCUAAAUUAUACAUUCCAUCAGGUUGUGUCAGUGGGUCUUGACUCUUCCCCUGAGCUCCUGACCCUUCAGCAUCGCUGUCUGGUACCUGGGGCCUACGCCAUGCACCUAGACCGCUGGCUGCGCCACUACCCUCCUAGCCAGCUGCUGGUUGUGGAUGGUGCAGUGCUACGGUCAAACCCUGUGCAGGUGAUGGAAGGUGUCCAGAGGUUCCUGGGAGUCACGCCUAUCUUCAACUACACUCAGGUCCUGGUAUUUGAUGAAAACAAAGGCUUCUGGUGUCACAGGGUGGAAGGGGGCCGUCCCAAGUGUCUGGGCAAGAGCAAGGGCAGGAAGUACCCCGAAAUGGCCGUAGAGACGAGAUCCUUCCUGUCUGAGUAUUACCGCGAACACAACAUGAAGCUGCUGAAGCUCCUGAAGCAGCUGGGCCAGGCACUGCCCACCUGGCUGAGGGAGGAGAUCCAGAACACCAGCUGGAGCUGAGAAUGGGGGUUCAGGCAGGGGAUGAGGUGAUGGGAAGGCUCCUUCUGCCAUCACCCUCUGGCCAGGAUGAUCCUUUCUCUGUUCUGUAUCCCUUUGUAGCAAUGAGUCCCCAUUUCUGGCUCGAUGUGGCAGCGGCCACAGGACUGGAGUCUCAGCACAGACUCACCGUGCUGACAUCUGUUGAACUUUGGCCUCUGGCAGUUGCACUGUUGGCAAGCAAGUGGAUGUGAGAACUCUUACCCUCCCAACCACCAGCCACAGAACUUGAGGCCUGAGAAGGAAACAUAUGGACACAAGAUGGUGACUUGGGAUACAGUCAUGGUCUUCCUUUGGAAGAAUGUAAAAUAUUGUACAUGUUUUUUUUUUAAAGUGGUUGUAUAUUUUGGGUUAGGGUAGGGUGGGUCACAAGGUCUUAAUUAAAGCAGACACAACAAAACUAGUCCCGUGGAUUGCUGGAUAAGAGAUGCUUUCUUUGGUCUGCUCUCUGCCUACGACUGAUACACACACACUGCCACUCCUCUACAGACAAUCAGACAAGCCUGCAGGGGCCUGCUUUGUGCAGGGGAGAGUGGGCGUAGGGCCCCGGGACACGGCUAUUAGACAGUACCAUAGAUCAGUGUUUCCCAACCCAGUCCUCGGGGAACCCCGGACAGUCCACAUUUUUGCUUCCUCUCAGCUUCCAGUGCACAUGUACCAGGUAUUCGGUGUUCCUGAUUGGCUGGGAGGGAGCAAAAACGCAGAUUGUUCCACGAGGACUGGCUUGGGAAACACUGCCAUAGAUGGUGGGACAGGGGUCAAGAGUCCAUAUCAAGAGCUGCUGUCUUGGUUGUAUAUUUUGGGUUAGGGUAGGGUGGGUCACAAGGUCUUAAUUAAAGCAGACACAACAAAACUAGUCCCGUGGAUUGCUGGAUAAGAGAUGCUUUCUUUGGUCUGCUCUCUGCCUACGACUGAUACACACACACUGCCACUCCUCUACAGACAAUCAGACAAGCCUGCAGGGGCCUGCUUUGUGCAGGGGAGAGUGGGCGUAGGGCCCCGGGACACGGCUAUUAGACAGUACCAUAGAUCAGUGUUUCCCAACCCAGUCCUCGGGGAACCCCGGACAGUCCACAUUUUUGCUUCCUCUCAGCUUCCAGUGCACAUGUACCAGGUAUUCGGUGUUCCUGAUUGGCUGGGAGGGAGCAAAAACGCAGAUUGUUCCACGAGGACUGGCUUGGGAAACACUGCCAUAGAUGGUGGGACAGGGGUCAAGAGUCCAUAUCAAGAGCUGCUGUCUUGGUUUUUUUUUUUUUUGUGUAUUUUGUAAAAAUGGUCUCUAAAAUGAAACAAGUACCAAUGCAGUAUCAUCUCCAAUAAAUGCAGAGAGGUUGGCGGCAUCACUUUUCUGUUUUUUCCUCAUUUCCUUGGUCUGCUAGUGUGCAGAUGUACUUUAUUUUGUGAUUAAAAUCCCCUUCGUAAAUGCCCUGCUGGACAGUGCUUCUUUUUGGUGGACAUGUGAUGCACUGCAGCCAGAAAGCUGUGUGGCUUCGUGCUUAUGUCACUUGAUUGUGUACCUGUAUGGCAGCAAGAAUUGCCUAAUAUGUCCUUCACUUGCAUCUGUGUAUGAAAGUGUGUCUUGUGCAGCCUCUCAAGAUGGUUCCGUACCUUAAUCAUCAUCCCAGCUGCAUGAUAAAUUGGUGUGAAAAUGUUAAGUAGGUUGAUUAACCAGAAUUAAACAGUUAACAAGUGA